Larimichthys crocea (large yellow croaker) is the source of this 7789-nucleotide messenger RNA. Its product is annotated as diacylglycerol kinase delta. Gene Ontology annotation, biological process: phospholipase C-activating G protein-coupled receptor signaling pathway. NCBI's taxonomy places the organism in Eukaryota, Metazoa, Chordata, Actinopteri, Sciaenidae. Gene Ontology annotation, cellular component: plasma membrane. Bases 589 to 3867 code for a protein of 1092 amino acids. Gene Ontology annotation, molecular function: ATP-dependent diacylglycerol kinase activity. The record is from RefSeq and is a predicted model, not a curated record. The transcript has 31 exons.
GACACGGCCGCUUUCAAGUCUCUCUCUCUCCGUCUCUCUCUCCUCCUCCUCCUCCACCUCCCUCCCCUCCGCUUCCUACCUGAUUCAGAUCCGCUCCGACGCUAUGCGUAUGACCGCGUCUCUCUCUGCAAGGCGAGCACCACCGGAGAGACCCGCACGCUGCUGCUGCUACUGCCGCCGCCACCGCCACUACCACCGCCGCUCCUCCUCCUCCUCCUCCCGCUCCUUCUGCUGCUACUGACCCGCCGGCGAGCACCGAACGCCGGCUUGACGAGCGACCCAGGCCCGGGCAACAAGCAGCAGGGAAGGGAAGACCCCACCAUCGCUUGUACCGGGAGAGGGAGACGUCCACGGGGGGAAAGAGUUGCACCACACCGGAUAGAGAGAUCGGCAAAAGAGGGGCGAGUUGUGGUGGCGUCUGCCGGAGCCUGCUGUCCCAUCCGUCAUCGUCUCGGCCAAGCUCUCGCCUCGCCAAAUUUUCCUCUUUUAUACACACAACUCCUCCUCCACCACCUCCUUCUUCGUCUUCUUUCACCUGCCAAACUCUAACAUCCACUCUUACACGAGUGUCCUCGCUCCAUCUUCGUCAUGGCUUCCAAACUGAACCCCAACGUCCUGUACGUGGCCGAGCACGGCGAGCCGCUCGGGUCGCCCCAGGCGGACUCCGAAAGGACUCAUAUCGCCGGAGAAGCUGGAGAAGAGUCGUCGGACAGCGACGGGGAACAAGAAGAGACAUCACACAAGUUGAUCCGCAAAGUCUCGACCUCGGGACAGAUAAGGGCCAAGAAAAGUGUGAAGGAAGGAAUCCUGUUAAAGCAGACCAGUUCUUUCCAGAGAUGGAAGAGGAGGUACUUCAAACUCAGAGGGAGGACACUCUACUAUGCCAAAGACUGCAAGUCUCUGAUUUUUGAUGAAGUGGACCUAUCGGACGCCAGUGUGGCCGAGACGAGCACCAAGAACAUCAACAACAGCUUCACGGUCAUCACUCCGUUCCGCAAACUAAUGUUGUGCGCCGAGAGCAGGAAGGAAAUGGAGGACUGGAUCAGCGCGCUCAAAUCCGUCCAGAAAUGGGAAACCUACGAGGCCAGCCAGUUCAACAUGGAGCAUUUCUCCGGGAUGCACAACUGGUACGCCUGCUCGCACGCCAGACCGACCUUCUGCAACGUCUGCAGAGAAGCUCUGCCAGGCGUCACCUCCCACGGCCUGUCCUGUGAAGUUUGUAAGUUCAAGGCUCAUAAGCGCUGUGCAGUCCGCUCCACCAACAACUGCAAAUGGACCACGCUGGCCUCCAUAGGAAACGACAUCAUCGAGGACGAGGAAGGGGUGUUCAUGCCUCACCAGUGGCUGGAAGGAAACCUGCCGGUCAGUGCCAAAUGCGUGGUGUGCGACAAGAACUGUGGCAGCGUGCGUCGGCUGCAGGACUGGCGCUGCCUCUGGUGCAAGGCCAUCGUCCACAGCAGCUGUAAAGAACAAAUGGGGAAGGUGUGUCCCUUGGGUCAAUGUCGAGUGUCAAUCAUCCCUCCCACUGCACUUAACAGCAUCGACUCGGAUGGCUUCUGGAAGGCCACCUCGGCGUCGUGCACCAGUCCACUCCUGGUCCUGGUCAACUCCAAGAGCGGAGACAACCAGGGGGUGAAGUUCCUUCGCAAGUUCAAGCAGCUCCUCAACCCGGCUCAAGUCUUUGACCUGAUGAACGGAGGACCAGAGCUCGGCCUGCGCCUUUUCCAGAAGUUUGUGACGUUCCGUAUACUGGUGUGCGGAGGAGACGGCAGCGUGGGCUGGGUGCUCUCAGAGCUGGAUAAACUCAACCUCCAUAAACAGUGCCAGCUUGGUGUGCUGCCUCUGGGCACAGGUAAUGACCUGGCUCGUGUCCUGGGCUGGGGAGGCCUCUGUGACGAUGACGCUCAGCUGCUGCAGAUCCUGGAGAAGCUGGAGAGAGCCACCACUAAAAUGCUGGACCGAUGGAGUGUGAUGACGUACGAGGUGCCCACCACCACUAAACGCACACCGAUCGUGAAAGAAGACGACAGCCUAGACUCUCCUCUGCAGGUCCACAUCACUCAGUAUGCAGACUCCGUGGCCUCCCACCUCGCCAAGAUCCUGGAUUCGGACAAACACAGUGAUGUAAUUUCUUCAGCCAAGUUUCUGUGUGGGACGGUGAAUGAUUUUGUGGCGGAGGUGGGGAAGGCGUACGAGAGAGCCACGGAGAACAAGGAGGAGGCAGAUGCGAUGGCAAAGAAGUGUGCAUUGCUGAACGAGAAACUCGAUUCCCUCGUGAAGGCCUUAAGUGAGGAGGCGGAGGCCCAGGUGGUGCCAGCGGGUUCGGUGCCAAGCCAGGAGAGUGGCAGCUCGAGUCCCGGUGAAAGUGGCGGCGAGUCCGGUUCAGAGGGUAAAACAUACCGGUCCAAGGAGCAGCUGAUGCUCAGAGCCAACAGCCUGAAGAAAGCCCUCAGACAGAUCAUUGAACAGGCUGAGAAAGUGGUGGAUGAGCAGAACCGACACACGCAGGUCCAGAGGAUGUCGUCCUCGUCCUCCAUCAAAAGAGAAAACAGCGAGGAGCUGAAGGAUGCUGAGCCACGUCAAGUAAGCUUAAGUCCCACCUCCCCCAUUGUCCUUGAGAAACCGGAGAGCCUCAACACCGUCACCUUCAGCGAAGAGUCUGUACAAUGUUCAGAGAAGUGUGUGAUGAACAACUACUUUGGCAUCGGCCUGGACGCCAAGAUUUCCCUCGAAUUCAACAACAAGAGAGACGAGCACCCUAAAAAAUGCAGCAGUCGCACCAAGAACAUGAUGUGGUACGGAGUGCUGGGGACUAAAGAGCUGGUCCAGAAAACGUACAAGAACCUGGAGCAGCGAGUUCAGCUCGAGUGUGAUGGCGUUCCCAUGUCUCUGCCGAGUCUGCAGGGCUUGGCUGUGCUCAACAUCCCCAGCUAUGCAGGCGGUAUAAACUUCUGGGGAGGCACCAAGGAGGAUAACAACUUCGGCGCUCCGUCGUUUGACGAUAAGAAGCUGGAGGUGGUGGCGGUGUUUGGCAGCAUGCAGAUGGCCAUGUCCAGAGUCAUCAACCUGCAGCACCACCGCAUCGCACAGUGCCGCCAGGUCAAGAUCACCAUCCUCGGGGAGGAGGGCGUCCCUGUGCAGGUGGACGGAGAGGCCUGGAUCCAACCGCCCGGCAUCGUCAAGAUCACCCACAAGAACCGAGCGCAGAUGCUCACCAGAGACCGAGCGUUUGAGAGUACGCUCAAGUCCUGGGAGGACAAGAGGAAGAUCGACAGCUACCGCGCCAGCAGGCCUCGCCUUAACUCCCAGCAGUCCAUGGAGUACCUGACCGAGGAGGAGUGCGCUCAGGUUCAGCAGCUGGGCAUCGUGGCCGACACGCUCAUCAACAAGAUCCGAGAGGCGGCCAAGACCCACAAGCUGGUGGAGCAAGAGUUGGCCCACGCCGUCAACGCCACCGCCCUGGUGCUCACUGAGGCCAAACUGUCCAGCCCCGAGUGUCUUAGUCGCAGCACGGCGGUGGAAAUUGUCAACAGCAGCAAAGUUCUCCAGGCUGAAACCAGGAUGCUGCUCGAUGGAAAACUACUGUCGGAUUCUCCAGAGGAAGAGGAGCUUCGGACGACUCUCAACAGCCUCAGCGCUGAGCUCCACAAGCUGGACGACAUCCACUGGAUCUGUCCGCUCAUGCAGUGUUCAGAGGAGGAGUCGGUGAGAGGCAGCAGUAAGAGCAGCAGCAGCAUGAAGCUGAAGAUCAUCCCCAAGGUGAAGAAGGAGAGAGAGAAGCUCCACAAGCAGAAGUCCAACAGCUCCCUCUCAGGAACUUGGGAUAUCAGAAGUGGACCCAGCGAGGCCGAUUCUUCGGGCAACUGAAGUCCUUGCACGAGGUGCUUUUAUUACUGCCCCCCCCAGUUACCGUGACAACCAGGGGUGUGAGGUUGCACCCCUACCCUCCACUUCCUGUUCUCCCACCCUCUUAAUUGCGAUACCCAGUGGCCUGACGAGAGGUGUGAGGAAGAAAAGGAUCUUCCCAAACAACUUUUUAUGCUACCUCCUCCCUGCUUCACUUCUUUACCGUCCAUUUCUUUUCUUUUCUUUUUUUGCAGGGAGGAUUUUGUUUGUUUUUUUUCUUCUAUUUUGACUUUUUAAUUUAUCGUUUUAACGUUAAGAGGCCUGGCUUUGCAUCGCUGCAUCGCUUUCACCGUUGGCUUUUGGUUUUUUUCCGUUUACCUGCUUCGACGUGAGAGAACAAAAAAGGGACGAACUGAAACGUCAAAGCGUCGUGUUUACGUGGUGCUCUGCCUUUGCAUGUCGAGCACAGCCAUCUAUAAGUUGUUACUAUCUUUUAAUUCUCUCUCUCUCUCUCUCUCUUACUUAAAACUUAUUAUAGCCUUUUUAGAUUUAUUUUGUUUUUGGUCGACUUUCAAAGAGUAUUUAUUUGUUGUUGCUACUGCCAUGAGAACUCGAAAAAAUGGCAACAAAUCAACAAAAAUGAACAAACUGAAACAUCUCAACCUUCUCGUCUACUGAACUAAAUGUUGCAAAAAAAAGAAUAAUAAUAAUGUACCGAGGAAUGUACUUGUGUGGAUAUGUAUUAAUCUGUGAAUAACGAUAAUGUUAAAAUUAUAUAUAUACAUAUAUAUAUAUAAGAUUUCACAAAGGUUCUACUGUCGUGGUUCUAAAGUGGUUCUUAAUAGGCUGUCGUCGUCUGACUUGUGUGAACCGAGGCUGCAAAAAAAUGUUAAAAAAGAAAAAACGAUGAGCCAUUUCAUCUGGAUUCAGCCUCAUGACGAGAUCUUGACAAGUACGGUACGUCACUCAGUUAUUACCAAGGUCUAAAGUGUGUUUUUUAAUGUGGGGAGAACCAUUUUUAGGUACAGUACCAGAUGAAAUGACUCAGUGAGUGUACGGUGGAGGUGUUUACAGAAGGAGGAAGCAUCAAGGACGCAUUAACGGAAACUUAGUAUACUACUUUGCCAUACUCCUGAUUGUAUAUGUAAUAUAAGAAUAAGAGUCAGUGGAUAUUUUAUUUUGCCUUGUCCGUGGUUAAGAGCUUUUAUCAUUAUUAUUAUUAUUACAAAUAGAUAUUUUUUUGUUAUCCUAUUUUCCCGAUGGUAAUCUGUGAAGCUGUCCAAGCUUUGCUGCUUCCCCCCUUUGACAAACUCCUUGGCCACUGUGCAUAUAAUAAUCGAAGCUGUUUCGUGUGUCCCUGCAUGCAAACUUAGCCUUCCUUCGCCUCACAGUUCGGCUGAAGUUGCCUCAAUAAUGGUGAAUUUUAUUUAAUAUUUUUUUAGCCUGUUUGUUCCAGACCAGCAGCACUUUCGAAGUUUGCUUUAAGCCUGACGGUUUCACUGCGAGAUGAAGACUUGAAAUGUCUUAAAUACUGUGCUGUUCAAACGUCGAGAGAGGUUAGAAACGAAACACCAAGAUUUAAUGUAUCUGAUUAUUAAUGAUCUUGGAGACGAGUGCUGCUUGUUUGGAAACGGCCAAAAAAAAAAAAAGUGUUCUGGAGGCAACUUCCACCUGGGUUUUUUUUACGGUAAUGUUCUUGAAAAGAAAUGGUCAGACAUUUUUUGGGGGGUGAAAUUUUGCUUAUUUGCUGCAUUAUCCUGCAAGAUUGACAGGAAAUGUGAUAUUUUUCAUCUCUGUGCACUCAGUAAAGAUGUUUAGCAAAAAAAAAGGACGAAAUCCUCAAUAUCUAACUUAUUAAGCAACAUUUUCUUUUACUAAUGAUGUUAAAUAUACAGUAGAUAAAAGACAACUUUGUAACUGUUAGAGCUUUGAGGUAGGCCCAACAGCUUUGUCAUACAACAUGGUUCACUACUGGCUAAGUUUGCUAUGACAAAGUUAUUGUUCAAUAUUUUCUUUUACUCAACGUGUAAAAUAUACAAUAGAUAAAAGACGUAGUAAAGUUGGCUUUCUCAGAACUAUUUUGUAUGACAAAAUUAAGGAAAAAAACAAAUAUUGUUAAACAUUUUCUUUUACUAAGUGUUUUAAGUAUACAGUAGAUAAAAGAUAAGUUUGUCAUAAGAAAGGAUAAACAAAGCUAUCUCCAUACUGAAUGGACAGAGAUGAAGUUUAUGCAGAACUUUUCUUCCGAUACUCUAUAAAACAGCAAAAAAGUAAAAUUUUAAUAGUCAGGAUGUAAAAAAAAAGAUUAAGAUUAAACCUGAGUUAAAUAUUAGCUACAAACUGAAACGUAGUGCGUGAAGGUACUAUGAAGAACCACAGGAACGUAUUUCUUUUCUUAACUAAAGUUGAUUUGCUGCGAUAAAACUAUUUUAAAAAAAAGGGAGAAAACAUUAAAAUACUUUGACUCAGGUCUGAUCAAGAAGGACAAAGUCACGAGCUGUGAGCUUUUCCCCACCAUUCACAUAAAGGGUUGAUUUUCUCAGUUAUUUACACGUUUUAUUGUACCAACCCUUGAUCGGGCGGAGUUUUUACUGUGAGGCGUCGUAGAUGUUCAGCUCUGGUAGGAUUGUGCUACUGUAUUCAUAGUGUGCCAGCUAUACGCUCUACACCUUAGAGGCUUUAGUGGUGUUGUGCCAAGUUUGUACCGAGUUCAGUGGGUUACGAGACAUACAAAGCGUGCGUGAGAGCGUGCGAGCUUCAGACGCGAAAGUUGUUGUAUGUCGUACAUUUCAAAGUUUACUGUAUCUUGCCUUUGCACUUUACGAAGACGCAAACUUAACGGGAGGGGGGAAGAAGACAUUUGUGUGCAUGUGUGCGGCGUGUGUGCGUGUGUUUAAAGAUUUCGAGUGUUUUACGAGUGUUUUUUUAAAUUGAUUUGAUGACAGAUCUUUUAUUUAUGAUAAAUGUAUACGGACAAAAAAAGUGUGUUGAUAAAAUGUAAUAUAUCUAACCAAACGUUAAAAAAAAAAGAUAAAUAUAUAAAGAUGUAUACAGAAAUGUUUAUUACGUCAGUGGUUGUACGAUUUACUCCCACAGCAGCUUGAGAUUUCCCAUUUAAACGCCAAUGUUAUUACAUGUGAUCGUUCUACUGCCAUUGAAAUGUUGCACCAAUUGGUAUUGAAAUAGUAUUCUAAGAAAAAAAAGCCAAAGUUAUUGGAUUUCUCCAUUGUUAUUACAAUGAGUCGUUUACACACACACACAAAAAACGAACAGAUGUCAUUUCAGCCUAUAUUUUGCAGAUAUUUGGGUGAAUUUUUUUGUGUAUAGUUUUGAAAAUUGUAAAAAAGUCUUAUUGAGAGGAAAAAAAAAAAAAAACAAAAACAAAAAAACUACCUUGUGCUUUAAUUAGUGUGUUUUCACAUAUGUGGAAGCCAUUUCGGGAUUUUAAAAGAGAACUAGUUGCCUAUGUUUAAUGGUCUUUCAACCAAGGAUUUCGUAGAUUUUGUUUGUUUGUUUGUUUUUAAGUGUCAUAAUUUAUCUUUUUUUUGGUUGUUGUUAGAAUUUUUUGUCUUUUUUUUUCAAACAGCAAAUUUUCUUUAUUUUUUUUUUUUGACUGAAACUCUUCCAAGGAGUUAAAACGGAGCUGAGAAGAAAAAAAAAAAAAAAAAAACGACUGCUGAUGAACUGCUGAUAUUGAACACCCCACCAUGUUUGUGCAACAGUAUUUCCAUUGACAACAUUUGUGAACGCACCCCCCCUCUCUCCUCUUUAUGAUCUGAACAGCCUAUAUUAUUGAGACUGUGUGCGCCAAUGCUGGAAGCCAGACUAGAUGUUGCACGACCUUGUACGUCGCGAGGUGUUUCUAUUGUGUUAUCGUGUGCAGUGUGUAACAAAGACAAAGUCAGCGCAAAACAUUUGGAGAUUAAAUGAAUUAUUGAAGUGU